AUGAAGCAAUUCAUAUAUGUGUUGCUAUUCAUAGGUGUAAUGGGAUCUGAUUUAGAAAGUACAUUAAAAUAAGUAAUAACUCAAAAAUAUGUAGAUGAAAUAAACUGAAUUUGGUCGAUCAUUUUUAGAGAAAAUAUAAAUAAAUGACCCAGUUGAGAAGAUAAUUAGAGACAUUGCCAACUUUUAUAAUAAUGUAGAUAGAAGAUUAGAGGAAGGAGUAUAAUAGUUCAAAUAGUCAUAAGAGAAAUGCAAUUAAGAAAUAAAAGAAUUAAAAACUAAUGAUGAGGAAUUGAAUCGUAAAUUAGUAAUUGAAUAAAAUAUAAUAUAUAUAGAGAGAUAUUUAAAUAACAAAGACACGUAAAUAACCUCGUUAUGAUCUAAUAAUACAUCGUUUUCAUUAGAAAAAUAAAAUGAGAUAAGAACUUGAUCACUAAGAAACUAGAUAUAUUGAAUUAAGAGAGGCAGAAUAAUCAUUUUUCAAUUAUAAUUAAGAUUAAUUAGAUAAAGCUAUGGUAGUUAUUGUAGAAAUCAGGAAUAAAUUUAUUGCUUAUUUGUCACAAAGAUAAAAUAGAUAGAGAAAGGCUGCUGUUAGAGAUAAUUAAUAUUGGGAUGAUGAUGAAACUCCAUUUAAUGAUGAUGAUGAUUAUGAUGAAGAAGAAGAGGAAAGAUAACAUAAUGAAAAAUAUGCAUUCAUAUAAAUCAUUGUUGCUAUUUAAAGGGUUAAGACUGGAUUAGAAAUGGUAUGAAUAUAAAUUUAUAUUCAGAAUGGAGUUACUUAAUUGGUUUAAGGAAUUGAAGAUUUAUGUUAAUAGAUGCAUGAUAUAAAGGAAGGAAAUAUUAUGUAUGAUGAUUCAGAAGAAACUCUAAAUAAAUUAGCUAGUUAAGUGAUUGAUAUCACUUCUAGUGUUUUAGAUUGGAUUGCUUAAGUAAAGAGGAGAGAGGAAAAGGCAGAUGAUAGCAAAGGAGAUGUUAUUAUUUAAACAUUAAAAUUGAUAAAUAAAUAAAAACAAUAAGCUGAUGUUGAAAUAGGAUAAUUGGGAAAUGAAUCUGCUGCUUUAAGUUAGUAAUUGAGUUCAUUGGAAUAGAGUGAAGAUUUAACUAGAUUUUCUAUUAAUAAUAACAAAGACUUGUUAUAAACAAAGAUUGAAAUGUGUAAUGAUUAGGAAUCAGCUUAUAAAAUUGAAAAAAGAUAACUGUAAAUUCGUGAUUGACCUUAGGGAAGAGUAAUUGAAUACAGUUGGGUUACUAUUAGAGGCUAUGGAAUAGAAAGGAGGACAGUUUAAGAGAGUAAUGAAGACAUUAGAAGGAGUGGCAGAUUACAAAUGAUU
Molecule: messenger RNA, 1328 nt
Organism: Paramecium pentaurelia
Lineage: Eukaryota; Ciliophora; Oligohymenophorea; Peniculida; Parameciidae
Source: the annotation of a GenBank genome assembly